UGCCCUACCUCCCUGUCACAGUGGUCCACUCAUCCGGUUACAGCAGCAGGAGUGGCGGCGGCGGCAGCCAGAGCGAGAACAGCCAGAGCGCCAGGUUCCCGGGACCCGAGCGGUGGCCGCGGCGGCAGCUCAGCGCGGGGCUCAGCGCCGGGCACCUGAGCGGACCCGGAGUAGGGGGCGAGGGGGAAGUUGGCGCCAGCCACUCUGAGCCAGGGAAGGAGGGGGCACCUCCCAGCCGAGAUUCCACCGCUGGGAAUAAUCUCCGCCGGCUGGCGAGGUGGCAACGAGCUGGGAAGCCUGGUGGGGUGAACAUGUGCCGGAGCAGCUAGAGGCCUCGGGCAGGGUGACACGUGGUCCAAGUGUAAAGAAGCUAGGAAAGCUCUGCCGGGACCAUGACGGCCUCUGGGCUGGACUUCGGGGAGGUGGAAACUUUCCUGGACAGGCACCCGGAGUUGUUUGAAGAUUACUUGAUGCGGAAGGGGAAGCAGGAGAUGGUCCAGAAGUGGCUGCAGAGGCACAGUCAGGGCCAGGGGGCUUCAGGCCCAAGGGCCGCUUCGGGUGGCACCAGCAGCUCGGCUCAUGGCACUGGAAGAGGUGGUGGCAGCGUUGGUGGUGGCACUGGACCGAAUGGCGCUGUCAACUGUCAACCCGCCCCCAGUGGCAUGGACUGUGGAGCGGGACCCCUGAGUCCCAGCUGGGCUGGUGGCAGCCGCGGUGAUGGGAGCCUGCAGCGGAAAGCUUCUCAGAAAGAACUGAGGAAGAGCUUUGCCCGCUCCAAGGCCAUCCAUGUCAACAGGACCUACGAUGAACAGGUGACCUCCCGGGCCCAGGAGCCCCUGAGCAGUGUACGACGGAGAGCCCUUCUCCGGAAGGCCAGCUCCCUGCCCCCCACCACAGCCCACAUCCUCAGUGCCCUGCUGGAAUCAAGGGUGAAUCUGCCUCAGUAUCCCCCAACAGCCAUGGACUACAAGUGCCACCUCAAAAAGCACAAUGAGCGUCAAUUCUUCCUGGAACUGGUCAAGGACAUCUCCAAUGACCUCGACCUCACCAGCUUAAGCUACAAGAUCCUCAUCUUUGUCUGCCUCAUGGUGGACGCUGACCGCUGUUCUCUCUUCCUGGUGGAAGGGGCAGCUGCUGGCAAGAAGAGCUUGGUCUCCAAAUUCUUUGAUGUGCAUGCAGGAACCCCCCUGUUGCCCAGCAGCAGCACAGAGAACUCAAAUGAGGUGCAGGUCCCCUGGGGCAAAGGUAUCAUUGGCUAUGUCGGGGAGCAUGGAGAAACCGUCAACAUUCCUGAUGCCUACCAGGAUCGAAGAUUCAAUGAUGAAAUUGACAAGCUAACUGGAUAUAAGACAAAAUCACUGUUGUGCAUGCCUAUCCGAAGCAGUGAUGGUGAGAUCAUUGGCGUGGCCCAAGCCAUAAAUAAGAUUCCUGAAGGCGCUCCAUUUACUGACGAUGAUGAAAAAGUUAUGCAGAUGUAUCUUCCCUUUUGUGGAAUCGCCAUAUCUAAUGCUCAGCUUUUUGCUGCCUCCAGGAAAGAGUAUGAAAGAAGCAGGGCCUUGCUAGAGGUGGUUAAUGACCUCUUCGAGGAGCAGACUGACCUGGAGAAAAUUGUCAAAAAAAUAAUGCACCGAGCCCAAACUCUGUUGAAAUGUGAACGCUGCUCUGUUUUACUCCUAGAGGACAUUGAAUCGCCUGUGGUGAAGUUUACCAAAUCCUUUGAAUUGAUGUCCCCAAAGUGCAGCGCCGAUGCUGAGAACAGUUUCAAAGAAAGUGUGGAGAAGUCUUCCUACUCUGACUGGCUGAUAAAUAACAGCAUUGCCGAGCUGGUUGCUUCCACAGGCCUUCCCGUGAACAUCAGCGAUGCUUACCAGGAUCCGCGCUUUGAUGCCGAGGCUUUUGUCAUCUUUUGUGGCCUUGGCAUCAACAACACAAUUAUGUAUGAUCAAGUGAAGAAGUCCUGGGCCAAGCAGUCUGUGGCUCUGGAUGUGCUAUCAUACCACGCGACAUGUUCAAAAGCUGAAGUUGACAAGUUUAAGGCAGCCAACAUCCCUCUGGUGUCAGAACUUGCCAUCGAUGACAUUCAUUUUGACGACUUUUCUCUCGACGUUGAUGCCAUGAUCACAGCUGCUCUCCGCAUGUUCAUGGAGCUGGGGAUGGUCCAGAAAUUUAAAAUCGACUAUGAGACACUGUGUAGAUGGCUUCUGACAGUGAGGAAAAACUAUCGAAUGGUUCUGUACCACAACUGGAGACAUGCCUUCAACGUCUGCCAGCUGAUGUUUGCCAUGCUAACUACCGCUGGGUUUCAAGAGAUUUUGACCGAGGUGGAAAUUUUAGCGGUGAUUGUGGGAUGCCUGUGUCAUGACCUCGACCACAGGGGAACCAACAAUGCCUUCCAAGCUAAGAGCGGCUCUGCCCUGGCCCAGCUCUACGGAACCUCCGCUACCUUGGAGCAUCAUCAUUUCAACCACGCCGUGAUGAUCCUGCAGAGCGAGGGUCACAAUAUCUUUGCAAAUUUGUCCUCCAAGGAGUAUAGUGACCUAAUGCAGCUUUUGAAGCAGUCAAUAUUGGCAACAGACCUCACGCUGUACUUUGAGAGGAGAACAGAAUUCUUCGAACUUGUCAGUAAAGGAGAAUAUGAUUGGAACAUCAAAAACCAUCGUGAUACAUUUCGAUCAAUGUUAAUGACAGCCUGUGACCUUGGAGCCGUGACCAAACCGUGGGAGAUCUCAAGACAGGUGGCUGAACUUGUAACCAGUGAGUUCUUUGAACAAGGAGAUCGGGAGAGAUCGGAGCUCAAGCUCACUCCUUCAGCUAUUUUCGAUCGGAAUCGGAAAGAUGAACUGCCUCGAUUGCAGCUGGAGUGGAUUGAUAGUAUCUGCAUGCCUUUGUAUCAGGCAUUGGUCAAAGUCAAUGUGAAGCUGAAGCCAAUGCUAGAUUCGGUGGCUGCAAACAGAAGUAAGUGGGAAGAACUGCACCAAAAAAGGCUGCUGGUCUCUGCUGCCUCUCCCUCCACUGCCAGCCUCCUGGUAGCCGAGGACAGAAACCAAACCUCCAAGUCAGCUGCUGCUGCAAAAUGACUGCAUCCUGAAGCUCCAGUCCAGCCACAUCAUCCCUUUGUUCUUUUAGCUUAGACCUAAAGUCUUGAGGAUGCACUGGGAAGCAUGUAUUAGCUUUCACGUUGAAAUAUGGUCAGCACCAGAGAGAGUGACAGGAAGGACAAAGGAGGUGGGGCAGGCAGCAUGCCCCAGGACCCUCACCUCCCUCUGAUGAACACACAUGGGCUGAGAUGAGAGCUCUGGGGAGAGGACUAUUUGGGAUCCAAGGACCUGAGGACAGUUGGCCCUGCUCUCUCUCUGAGCUGAGGGAACACAGAAUCGUGAAAGCAUUGUUAGAGCAGCUUCAUUUGUUUAUGGCUCUUCUGUUUGUUACAAGCCAAACACUGGCUGCCUUUGCUUCCUCUCUCUGAAUGCCCUUUUGUGCCAGACUGUCCCAAGAAUUCUGAUUUGUAAUCUCUAGAAGUAUUUUGUUUUUAACCCUAAAGCCUUUUAAUGAUGGAUCAGAGCCUUAGAAUUACCUACCUGAAAGAUAAGCUAUACUAUCCUUAUAAAUACCAACCACUCCCAGUUCGCCCUCCAAAAGGUUCAUAGUACAGUUACAGCAAAUGUGUUUGUCUGAUUGGGAUUCUACAUUGGGACCUUAGUCCCCUUAGUCAGAGUUGUUUAAUUCAACCUUCAUUAGAGACCAAGUCUUCUCCCAGCAGGAAUGGAUUAAUAGACUUUAAUUAAAGUAAGGAUGAAAGAAAAUCCAUAGCUGGAUUUACCACAAGUGACAUCUAGGAACU
Otolemur garnettii (small-eared galago) is the source of this 3841-nucleotide messenger RNA. It is a transcript of the gene PDE11A, whose product is annotated as phosphodiesterase 11A. The transcript is spliced from 18 exons. The coding region runs from base 393 to 3077 and encodes 894 amino acids. Gene Ontology annotation, biological process: signal transduction. NCBI's taxonomy places the organism in Eukaryota, Metazoa, Chordata, Mammalia, Primates, Galagidae. Gene Ontology annotation, molecular function: 3',5'-cyclic-nucleotide phosphodiesterase activity; protein binding. The record is from RefSeq and is a predicted model, not a curated record.